This is a messenger RNA of Trichoderma gamsii, 1083 nucleotides long. RefSeq lists its product as hypothetical. The record is from RefSeq and is a predicted model, not a curated record. The transcript has 6 exons. Gene Ontology annotation, molecular function: ATP binding; ATP-dependent chromatin remodeler activity. Lineage: Eukaryota; Fungi; Ascomycota; Sordariomycetes; Hypocreales; Hypocreaceae. Bases 1 to 1083 code for a protein of 360 amino acids.
AUGCGUAAUAGGAUCGCCACAUACAACCAGCUAGCAUCAGAAUAUCCGGACAAAACUGUGCUUAGGAAACUUGCGGAAAAGCAUGGAACUGACAGUAUAUCUUACCAUCGCGAAGUAGACAAGGCCCUGGGUCCUUUAUUUCGAAUCAGCUGGUACAGAAUCAUUCUGGAUGAGGCCCAUGCGAUCAAAAAUGCAGAGAGUAGCACAUCCAAAAUCUGCUGUGACCUUUCCGGAAAGUACCGAUGGGCCUUAUCUGGUACGCCGCUGGCUAAUAGCUCCCAAGCUGCAGAGAUGUAUCCUUACAUGAGAUUUCUCCAAUGCGAUUGGACAGAAACUCGCCGAAAGUUUCUCAAGACGUUCUUUUUUGGGAAUGAACCAAACGCUGAAUUUGAUGCACUGACUAGCCUCAUCAUGUAUCGACGAACAAUAGAUGAUGACUUUUUGGGAAGGCAAAUCGUUAACCUCCCCAAGCGAAAAGAAAUCGAUCUUUGGGUUCCAAUGUCAGACGAAGAACAUUGCAUUCUCGGAGCUGUGACCAAGCAUUACGAGGAAAUGAAGCUUCGCUGUGAGCAAGGUGAACUUGGACAAGGUGAUUUGAAGGAUAUACAAAACGUGGAAGAUGCCGAUAACGCAGAAGAUCAAGAAAGCGAUAAUGACUGCCGACAGAACUCUGCGACCAAAGAGAGCUCGAAGCGACAACCAGAACGUUUGUUACAACGCGCCAGUCAAGUAAGGCAACGUCAAUCAACAUCUCAUACAUUCUGUAUUGAGCGACUUCUCCGGGAGAAUUUCCGUAUGGAACAAUUUGACGCAUUGCAGGGCGAGUUGAAGGACAUCGGCAAUAAGCAAACUAUACUAGACCAGAUGCAACGCGGUAUGAAAGCAGACGAUGAAAUCACAAAAUACAAAAUCGGGCUAAAGAUGCUUCAAGAGAGAAAAGAAACUUUCUUUGGUAAGUAUUUCGACCUGAUGCCACUCUUGAGAAUCUUGGCGGAGGAGUGCAAUGCGAGGGAUGCUACUUGCCUCCUGUGCAAAACUGCGAAGCCGCCAAAGGAACCAAUGAUCUCAGCUACUGUAAGUUGA